Messenger RNA from Malassezia globosa CBS 7966, 1995 nucleotides. RefSeq lists its product as uncharacterized. NCBI's taxonomy places the organism in Eukaryota, Fungi, Basidiomycota, Malasseziomycetes, Malasseziales, Malasseziaceae. The transcript has a single exon. The coding region runs from base 1 to 1995 and encodes 664 amino acids. The record is from RefSeq and is a predicted model, not a curated record. Gene Ontology annotation, molecular function: poly(A) binding; poly(U) RNA binding; mRNA 3'-UTR binding. Gene Ontology annotation, cellular component: ribonucleoprotein complex; cytosol; nucleus.
AUGUCGUCUGACGUUGCCGCGACGCAGCCAGCUGCGACUGCAAACCCUCCAGCUGAGACGCCAGCUCCUGUGACGUCGGAGGCCACUUCUAGUGUGCCUGCCUCGACGACGGAGUCGAAACAGCCAGAGAAUAAGAAGGAGAAGGAAGAAAAGGAAAAGCCCAAGGCUGCAGCAUCACCAGCGCCGACGCCGGCAACAACAACGUCGUCGUCGUCGAUGAACCAGGGAUCUGUGAACACGUCUUUGUACGUCGGUGAGCUUGAGCCGAAUGUGAACGAAGCGAUUCUUUUCGAGAUUUUCAACAUGGUAGGUGCUGUCAGCAGCAUUCGUGUGUGUCGCGACACGGUUACGCGCCGCUCACUUGGAUACGCGUACGUAAACUUCCUCAACGCCGAAGACAGUGAGCGCGCGCUGGAACAGCUGAAUUACACACCGAUUCGUGGGCGUCCAUGCCGUAUCAUGUGGUCGCAGCGUGACCCAGGCCAGCGUCGUGCAGGCCAGGGCAAUAUCUUUAUCAAAAACCUGGAUGAGGCUAUUGACAACAAGGCGCUGCACGAUACGUUUGCAGCGUUCGGAAAGAUCUUAUCGUGCAAGGUGGCUUCGAACGAGCACGGUAGCCUUGGAUAUGGAUUUGUGCACUACGAGUCAAAUGAUGCGGCUGAAGCUGCGAUCAAGCAUGUGAACGGCAUGCUUCUGAACGACAAGAAGGUGUACGUGGGCCACCACAUCUCGAAGAAGGACCGCCAGGCCAAGAUCGAGGAGGCACGUGCUCACUACACGAACGUGUAUGUGAAGAACCUUGACCCGGCCGUGACGCAGGAAGAGUUUGAGAAGCUCUUUGAAAAGUACGGCAAAAUCACGUCGGCGGCCAUUGCGACGGACCAGGAGGGCAAGAGCCGUGGCUUCGGCUUUGUCAACUUCAGCGAGCACGAACAGGCUGCCAAGGCUGUGGAGGAGCUCAAUGACACAGAGUUCCACGGCCAGAAGCUGUUCCUUGGACGCGCACAGAAAAAGUCGGAGCGUGAGGAGGAACUUCGCCGUGCAUACGAGGCUGCCAAAAACGAAAAGUUGUCCAAGUACCAGGGCGUCAACCUGUACAUCAAAAACCUGCCUGAGGACUUUGAUGAUGAGCGCCUUCAGGAGGAGUUUGCGCCCUUUGGUACGACGACAUCCGCCAAGGUCAUGCGCACACCUACAGGUGCGUCGCGGGGCUUUGGAUUUGUGUGCUAUUCAGCCCCUGAGGAGGCCAACAAGGCCGUGGCAGAGAUGAACGGCAAGAUGAUCGAAAACCGCCCGCUGUAUGUGGCAUUGGCUCAGCGCAAGGAUGUGCGGCACCAGCAGCUUGCCGCACAGAUGAUGCAGCACAACCAGCUUCGUCUGCAGCAGCAGCAGGCCGCUGCAGCUGCAGCUGCACAGAUGUACCCGGGUGCCCCUGGCAUGUACUAUCCGCAGCCACCGGCGGCUGCUGGCAUGGGUCAGUUCCCUGGGCAAGUUCGCCCGCAAUAUGCGCCAGGUAUCAUGCAGGGUAUGCCACCCAUGGCUGGCCAGCCUGCCGGUCCUUACCCACCAGGUCAGUUCCCGCCAGCCGGCGGCAUGUUCCCGCAGGGAUACCGCCCACCCCGCCCACCGCGUGGGGCGGCCGCUCCUCCGGCUGGCGCCCCAGCGGGCGUGCCGGCAGGCGCUGGUGCCCCGCGCACGGCUGCUGUGCCAGCGCAACCAGUGCAGCCAGCACAGCCUGAAGUGCUAACGGCUGCUGCGCUUGCGAAUGCGUCGCCCGAGGAGCAAAAGCAAAUGUUGGGCGAGGCUAUUUACCCGAAGAUUGCCUCAACGCAGCCGCAGCUCGCGGGCAAGUUGACUGGUAUGAUCCUGGAGCUGCCCGUUGGAGAGCUUCUACACCUCGUGGAAGACGACGAGGCUCUCGCCAGCAAGGUCGAUGAGGCCCUGACUGUGCUGCGUGAGUACGAAAGUAGGGAGGGUGCAGAAGUCAAGGCCUAG